GCCUCGCUCUACGACGCUGAGAUUUCUCCACAAUGUUUUGUUUUUGUGUAGAAUAAGGUUUCAUGUUUAGGGCAAAACAACAGGGCUAACUCCUCUGUUUGUGUGACACCCCUGUUUCAUUUGUUUACUUUAACGUUUCUAGGGUCGCACGUGUGUGAGGUGAAGGUCGAACCAGCAUGUUGACCAUCCGCACCCCGGACAUCUUUCAGAGCUACUGCCUUGCUGCCGUCGCGUUUGAGCUCCCCGUCAUCGUUCAGCUGCUGCGUGGGGACUGGCGGCUGCCGGAUGCAAGCACAUGGUUUGAAGAUGAGGUCUACUACCGCAACAACAUCGCGCUGACCUAUGUCUUCGUCGCCUUCCUCUCCGUUCUGGUCAUCGCACGCGCCAUGGCGUUCUUUCUGCCCAACAUGCGCCUACUCAUCAUCUACAAUCUCGUAUUGCAUCUUAUCGAGCUCGUCGUCUUUGUGUACUGCUUUUCUCACAAGAAGGGUGCGUCGAGCGCUUCUGCGCGUUCCACCGCGGCUUUGGUUGUAGCAAACGUGUCCGUCUUUGCUGCUCGGUUCCUCUACUUGAAGGGAAAGGAGCAGGAAGCGGAGGUGGCGAACACCAAAUGGAGGCGGGAGCAGCUUGCGAUUAUUCGCCAGAAGCGCGCGGCUUAUGCGAAAGAAAAGGGAGACAAGAAAAACAAUUAG
Leptomonas pyrrhocoris is the source of this 692-nucleotide messenger RNA. RefSeq lists its product as hypothetical. Bases 177 to 692 code for a protein of 171 amino acids. The transcript has a single exon. The record is from RefSeq and is a predicted model, not a curated record. Lineage: Eukaryota; Euglenozoa; Kinetoplastea; Trypanosomatida; Trypanosomatidae.